AUGGCCUCAAAAUCAACCUUCAGAACCUCAAUCCAACCCCCGCCAGGACCUACCGCGAAGCUGGUAUUCCCAUCCCAGGGAACCCCCAACACCAACCCCACCAUCUUCAACGAUGCAAUGAUAAUCCGCAAACACGUUUUCGUCGACGAGCAGCACUGCAGUGCAGACGCCGAGAUCGACAGCGAUGACCUCCGGAGCUGGCACUGGGUGCUCUACGAGACCUCUAACGAGAGCGCGGCGCCCGUGGGGGUGAUCCGCCUCGUACCCCCGCCGCAGACGCCCCACGCCCACCUCACGGAACCGCCAGCGGCAGUCGAGCAGGCAGUACCGGAGUACGACUGGACCCACGAGCCCUGCAUCAAGCUGACCCGGGUGGCGAUUCUGCCCGCCUUCCGCGGGCUUGGGCUUGGACGACGAUUAGUGGAGACGGCGCUGGACUGGGCGGCUAUGCAUGUGGCGGAGAUAAACGAGGCGGCAGUGCAGAUCGCGGUUAGGGGGAAGUCGCCUGUUGCUACUCCGAAGCCGUGGCAAGGCUUGGUCCUGGUGCAUGCCCAGGUAGAUGUGGAAAGGAUGUAUGCUGGGCUUGGAUUCGUAACGGAUGAGUCGCUGGGUCGGUGGGACGAGGAGGGGAUUGAACAUGUGGGUAUGUUUCGCCGGGUGAUUCUUGGUAAAUGA
Molecule: messenger RNA, 675 nt
Organism: Penicillium bovifimosum
Lineage: Eukaryota; Fungi; Ascomycota; Eurotiomycetes; Eurotiales; Aspergillaceae
Product: GNAT family N-acetyltransferase
Exons: 1
Coding region: 1-675 (224 amino acids)
Molecular function (GO): acyltransferase activity, transferring groups other than amino-acyl groups
Source: RefSeq, a predicted model, not a curated record